Messenger RNA from Plasmodium gallinaceum, 1122 nucleotides. Its product is annotated as alpha/beta hydrolase, putative. The transcript has a single exon. The record is from RefSeq and is a predicted model, not a curated record. Bases 1 to 1122 code for a protein of 373 amino acids. NCBI's taxonomy places the organism in Eukaryota, Apicomplexa, Aconoidasida, Haemosporida, Plasmodiidae.
AUGUCUCUACUAAUUUUUAAAUUCAUUUUUUUAUUUUAUUAUUUGUUUUUCUUUGAAGGAAAAAAUAUAAAGGCAAUUUAUUUUAAGAGAAGUUUACAAAAUAAUAAAAGAAGUAUGAUGCGAAGUUUGUACCUUAAUCUACAUAAAAUCAAUGUAUUAAAAUUUAAAAAUAAAAUUAAAAAUUAUGAAUUUAAUACAAAGAAAUAUGUAUUAUUAAAUUGUAGUAAAAAUUUUUUUUCAACAUUUUCUCUAAGUGAUGACGAUAAAGAAAUUGAACACAAAAUUGAUCAAAUGUCUUUUACUAUUAGGGAUAACACAAAUAUAUACAAAGAAGAAACAAAGAAUAUUCCUAUUUUAUUAAUUCAUGGUUGCUAUGGUUCGAAAAAAAAUUUUCGCAAUUUUAGUAAAAUGUUAAAAUCAAAUAAAAUUAUAAUAUUAGAUUUACGAAAUCAUGGAGAUUCUAAACAUACAGAAAGUAUGAAAUAUGUUGAUAUGGAAACUGAUAUUAAAAAUGUUUUAGAAAAACUUCAUAUAAAAAAAUGCUGUUUAGUUGGUUUUAGUUUAGGAGGAAAAGUUUCAAUGUAUUGUGCUUUGAAAAAUCCCACUCUUUUUUCUCGUUUAAUAAUAAUGGAUAUACUUCCAUUUAAUUAUAACUCUAAUAAAAUACAUAUAAAGCAACCAUAUAAUAUUGUACAGAUGACGAAUAUUUUACAUAAAAUUAAAAAAAAAGAACCAAAAAAUAAAAAUGAGUUUUUAAAAUAUCUUAAAGAAGAAUUACCAGAUAUUUCAAAUACUUUCGCUCAAUUUAUAUGUAUGUCUCUUAAAGAAAAUGAUAAGAAAAAUCAAUUAAUAUGGAAAAUAAAUGUGGAUACAAUAUAUAAUGAAUUAUCUCAUAUUAUGAAUUUUCCUUUAAACUCAGAUAAUUAUAAAUAUUUUAAUCCAUGCAGCUUUAUUAUAGGCAAAAAAUCAGAUUUAGUUUUUUCUAUACCACAAUUUAAUAAUAUUAUAAAUAGUUUUUUUCCAAAUUCAAAACAAUUUAUUUUAGAAAAUUCUUCACAUACUGUAUACAUAGAUGAAGCACAAAAAUGCUCAAAUAUUAUUAACAAUACAUUGUGUCUAUAA